Messenger RNA from Rhodofomes roseus, 1632 nucleotides. Its product is annotated as iron permease. Bases 1 to 1632 code for a protein of 543 amino acids. The record is from RefSeq and is a predicted model, not a curated record. Gene Ontology annotation, biological process: transmembrane transport. Gene Ontology annotation, molecular function: transmembrane transporter activity. The transcript is spliced from 10 exons. NCBI's taxonomy places the organism in Eukaryota, Fungi, Basidiomycota, Agaricomycetes, Polyporales, Fomitopsidaceae.
AUGAGUCCUCCGUCAGAACCGCACAGACACCCUCGAGAUUUACGAUUCUGGCUUGUCUUUCUGGGCAUCGGUGUUGCUACCAUGAUCACCGCGCUCGAACUGGCGAGUGCAUCAUACUCACAUACGAGCCCCUCAGCUUACUCUGAUCUCCAUUCACAGUCUGCAGUUUCUGUUGCGUUACCGACUAUCGUACAAGAACUUCAUGGGUCGACAUUCAUUUGGAUAGGCUCCGCAUACACGCUCGCUGGAACAGCAUUCAUUCCCCUGGGCGGAGGGCUCGCGCAGAUCUUCGGAAGACGUAUUGUCAUCCUUGCAUCCUUGGCUAUCAUGGCUUUAGGAAGUGCUCUCUGUGGUUCAGCGAAAAACAUGACGUAUUUGAUUGCUGGACGUACUGUUCAGGGCCUCGGAGGAGGCGGUAUCUCUGCGACCACCGCCAUCAUCAUAUCCGACCUUGUACCCCUGCGUGAACGUGGACUCUUCAAUGGUUUGAUUGGGAUUGCCUGGGCAAUGUCAAGUGGAAUUGGACCAAUUGUUGGUGGUGCGCUCGCACAGAGCGGGCAAUGGCGGUGGUUGUUUUACCUGAACCUCCCCAUCUGUGGCAUUGCGGCAGUCAUCAUGAUCGUUUGUUUGCGUGUCAAGACACCACCAGGGACCUUGGGAGAGAAGGUCCGUCGGGUUGACUGGCGCGGAACCCUGCUCAUCAUCGCGGCCACGACAGCUUGCGUCAUAGGGCUGACCUGGAGUGGAAUCCAGUACUCGUGGGGCUCAGCAGCGGUGCUCGUGCCCCUCAUACUUGGCCUUGCUGGGAUCGUAGGAUUCAUGACAUUUGAGAGUAUCGUCCCGGACUAUCCCUUGGUUCCCCGCACACUGAUCUCCACCGUGACUGGUGUGAGUGGCUACAUGCAAACGUUCGUCAUGCCAAUCUUGAUGAUAGGAAUAAUCUAUUAUAUCCCUGUCUACCUGCAGGCGUGCAAGGGCGCCUCUGCUAUCCGUUCUGGAGUCGACGUCCUGUCGUUCUCGCUUGUUCUCGCGCCUGUCGGCCUGUCGGGCGGCGCAUUCACGAAUAGCACAGGGCGAUAUCGACCGCCUAUGUGGCUGGCCUGGGCCGCUCUCAUGCUUGGCAUCGGUCUGUUCCUUACCUUGAAGGCAGACUCUCCGCUCGGGCACGUCGUAGGAUUUCUAAUACCGUGCGCCUUCGGCUGUGGGAUCUUGUCGACUUCGACAUACUUCCCUGUACUGGCACCACUCCACGUUUCACAGAAUGGUCUCGCGUUGGCCUUCUUCAUGUUCCUACGUAACUUCGCUAUGGUAUGGGGAGUAACCAUCGGCGGAACCGUGCUUCAAAAUGAGCUUCAGAAACACCUACCCUCGAGCUUUGCGGCACAGUUUCCAGAGGGGUCCGCAAUUGCAUAUGCCACUAUUCCGAUUAUAUCCCAGCUCCCCGAACCUUUAAAGACCGAAGUCCGAACGGCAUUCGCAAGCAGCCUCAAAGUCGUGUGGGAAGUCCUCUUGGGGAUUGCUGGUCUGGGGUUGCUAUCAAGUCUUUUCAUGAAAGGUCUUCCUUUGCAUUCUACCGUUGACGAUGAAUGGGGGUUGGAGCAGGAGAGUGUGACCAACAGGGAAGCAACGUGA